AUCAAUCCUUAUUUUAUUUUAAAAAACAAUAUCAUAAGAAACAUGUAUUCAUCAUAUGGCAACACUAGUUCUGGCACUAGUUCAAAGUACCACAUCAAAUUUGGUGGACAAACAAUUGAAACAACUGUGACUAACAAAGCUGCUGUUGCCGAUGAAUGGGCUAAUGCAAUGCUAUCCAAAUAUUCUGGAAAACAAAUAGUUGUGGGCUUAGACAAUGAAUGGAAGCCCACUUUUAGUCCAUUCACAAGUAACAAAUCAGCCACGCUUCAACUCUGCAUUGACAACACUUGUCUGAUCGUCCAGUUGUUUUACUUGGAUGAAAUCCCACAAAUACUCAAGAAAUUCCUGGCUAAUCCUGAUUUCACAUUUGUGGGAGUUGAGGUUGGUGAAGAUAUCCUUAAACUGAAAAAUGAGUAUGGUUUUGUUUGUUCUAGUCAAGCUGAUAUUCGUGAUGUUGCUAAGAACAAAUGGCCUGGUCGAUUUUCUCGUCCAGGAUUGAAGGAUCUUGCUAGUGAGAUUUGUGGUCUUUUUAUGCCUAAGCCAAAACAUGUUUGUCAAAGUAAUUGGGAGGCAAGGGUUCUUAGUGAGGCACAAGUUGAAUAUGCUUGCAUUGAUGCUUAUGCUUCCUACAAGAUUGGUUCCAAGUUACUUAUGGAAAAUUGAUAUCAUGCCUAUUAUGUUAUCUUGUUUCAACCUUUUGGUUAUUUCAGCGACGUCUGUAUUAAAAGUAUUUUAUUUCUAGUGUUUAGUCCUUAUAAGUAUAUUUCUCGUAUGCAUUUAAAUUACCUUUUGUGGUAGUGGAAUGAUUUUCCUAUUUUGUGUUUUAGUUUCAAUUUGUCUUUAUUCGAAAGACUGUUUGGUAUUAUUUUCUCAUCCCUUUUAUUAGACGAGUUUACUAUUA
Molecule: messenger RNA, 901 nt
Organism: Solanum dulcamara
Lineage: Eukaryota; Viridiplantae; Streptophyta; Magnoliopsida; Solanales; Solanaceae
Exons: 1
Coding region: 43-663 (206 amino acids)
Biological process (GO): nucleobase-containing compound metabolic process
Cellular component (GO): nucleus; cytoplasm
Molecular function (GO): nucleic acid binding; 3'-5' exonuclease activity
Source: RefSeq, a predicted model, not a curated record